AUGCAAUCGUUUCGACCUCUACAGAUGAUGCCCUGGCUUCGAACAGCGCAAUGUGCCCGCAUAAAAUCGCCACCAUGGACUAUAGCAUCACGCAAAUUCGCUUCGAGACCACCACCACCACCCCCGCCGCCACCAACACAGCCCAUCAACGAGGAACUCCUCGCCCAGCUCAGAGGCCCGAACGCAGCAAAGGUUCUGGACCGGGAGUUUAGGCGAGUCAGGGCUGAACGCACACCUUGGUGGCAACUCUUCAUCCAUGCAUCGAUGAUCGUAGUAGCUUGCAACCUCUAUCUGGAAAACUGGAAAUUAAAAAGUGACCCCCCAAGGUCCAGUCUCUCGACCCUGCCCCUCUCCACCGACUCGACUUCAGCCCUCAAAUUCAACACCACCAAACCCAACAUCGACCAAGCCCUUCAGGAAUUCCGCAAUUUCCUAACCGACACCCAAAUCGACACCAACCCCACCACCUGCCUCAACCACUCCUCCACCGAAUGGUCCGCCUCCCCGCACGGCGACGCCGACCGCUACGACCUGAUCCUCUACCCUUCCAACACAUCCCAAGUCAGCGCCAUCGCGAAGAUCUGCCACGCCCGCAAGAUCCCCAUGACGGCCUUCUCCGGCGGCACCUCCCUGGAAGGCACCCUCGCCGCGACCAACGGCGGCGUAUGCAUCGACUUCAGCCGAAAUAUGUCCUCCAUCCUCGCCGUCCGCCCCUCUGACCUAGACUGUACCGUCCAGCCGGGCGUAAGCUACACGGACCUCAACGAACUUAUCGCUUCCCAAAACCUCUAUUUCCCCGUCGACCCGGGCCCCGGCGCACAGAUCGGUGGAAUGGUCGCGCAGGGCUGCUCCGGCACCAACGCCUACCGCUACGGCACAAUGAAGGAGUGGGUGCUGGGCCUCACCGUCGUCCUCGCCGAUGGCACUAUCGUGCGCACGCGCCACCGGCCCAGAAAGUCGAGCGCGGGGUAUGACCUCACACGGCUUAUCGUCGGUUCCGAGGGAACACUAGGCCUGGUGACAGAAGCGCACCUCAAAUUAACAUCGAAACCCGAGAAUGAACGCGUCGCAGUGGCUGCGUUUCCAAGCACGCAGGCUGCUGUUGCCACAGCCGUGAAAGUCGUGCAGAGCGAUAUGCCCGUUGCCGCGAUGGAACUCCUCUGCGAUGUUGCUAUGAAGGCUGUGAAUAAUGGGGGGUACUGCGACAAGCACUUUGCGGAGAAACCGACGCUUUUCUUUAAGUUCCAUGGGAAGGAUAAAGCGGCGGUGGGAAGACAGAUCGAGGUCGUGAGGCAGCUCGCAAGGGAAGCGCGUUGUGAAACGUUCGAAUUCUCGAAGACAGAUGAGGAGAGGGAAGCGAUUUGGGCGGCGCGGAAAACGGUGUUGUGGAGCAUGAUGAGCUUGAAGAAGGAUCCGGGGGAUAGGUUUUUGAGUGCGGAUACGGCGGUGCCGAUUAGUAUGAUGGGGGAGGCGGUUGAUGCUGCGAAGCGAAAUAUUGCUGAGUCGGGGCUUAUUGGGAACUGUCUUGGGCAUGUGGGAGAUGGGAAUUUUCAUACGAGUGUGUUCUAUGGGGAGCAGGAGAAGGAGAAGGCAAGGGAGGUGAUCACUUGGGUGCAGCGGUUGGCGAUUGGGAUGGAGGGGACGAUCACGGGGGAGCAUGGGGUUGGGCUGGAGUAUAGGGACAUGGUGGUUGAGGAGUUGGGUGUGGAGGGGGUGGAUUUGAUGAGGAAGGUCAAGUUGGCGGUUGAUCCAUUAGGGCUGUUGAAUCCGGGGAAGAUGAUUAGAAUGAACAUUAGUGGAGGAGAUGAUGAUGUGCCGGUGGCGCAGAGUAAAGCGCAAUAA
Messenger RNA from Cyphellophora attinorum, 1842 nucleotides. Its product is annotated as D-lactate dehydrogenase [cytochrome] 1, mitochondrial. The transcript has a single exon. Bases 1 to 1842 code for a protein of 613 amino acids. The record is from RefSeq and is a predicted model, not a curated record. Gene Ontology annotation, cellular component: mitochondrion. Lineage: Eukaryota; Fungi; Ascomycota; Eurotiomycetes; Chaetothyriales; Cyphellophoraceae. Gene Ontology annotation, molecular function: D-lactate dehydrogenase (cytochrome) activity; FAD binding; D-lactate dehydrogenase (NAD+) activity. Gene Ontology annotation, biological process: lactate catabolic process.